GUUUUCUCCCUUAGUUGUAAAAUUGCCAAACAAUUAGCUGUCAUUUCCAACAUUUAACAAUACGUUUUGUGUUAAACACGCAUGCAUUAAGGGCAAAAUGAGUGUGUGUGGGCUUUAAAUUAUAUUUGAAAAGAAUAUAUUCAUUUGAAACGAAAAAAAGCAAUUAAAUAACAUGAAAAUGAAUUACAUGAGAUUUCUCAACAAGGUCAGUCUGGGUAGGAAGCCUUCUCCAAUCAGAGUGCUCACUGCUAUUCUCCAGCAAAGUCCCCCCUCCAUGAUCUCUAUGGCUGGUGGAAUGCCAAAUGUUGGAACAUUUCCAGUGGAGUCUGCUUCAUUUAAGCUAAGGGAUGGAACCCAUCUGGAGAUGAACCCAACUUUGAUGAAGCAAGCUCUACAGUACUGUCCAACACCAGGGAUGCCAGGGUUAGUUGAAUGGUUGAAGACCCUGCAAGAACGGAAACACAACCAGCAUGGGCUGCUGAACAUGGAAAGUGUGGAUCUUUUAGUCACCACUGGUAGUCAAGAUGGUAUCUGUAAGGCAAUGGAAGCCAUGGUGUCACCGGGAGAUAAAGUGCUGGUUGAAACACCUGUAUACUCAGGAACCUUAGCCAUUUUAAAGCCAAUGGACUGUGACCUUUUACCUGUAAGGUCAGACAGCAAUGGCCUUGACCCAAGUGACCUUGAAAAGACGAUGUCGAAGUGGAAUCUCUCAGAUGUCAAGGAUAAAAACAGCGACAUUCCAAAACUCCUGUAUAUCAUUCCAAAUGGUGGAAACCCAACAGGACAUGGCUUGACGUUGAACAGAAAGAAAGCUAUAUAUGAAAUUGCUCGGAAAUAUGAUCUCUUAAUACUUGAAGAUGAUCCCUACUAUUACUUACAGUUUAAUGAACCCUAUGUGCCAAGCAUGCUGUCAAUGGAUGUGGAUGGUCGAGUGGUCAGAUUUGACUCCUUCUCAAAGCUUAUAUCCUCUGGCAUGAGACUUGGCACUGUGACAGGUCCGAAGAUUAUAUUGGAGCGAAUCUCUCUUCACAUGCAAGCCUCUGUGAUGCAUGCCAGCUCUCUGUCUCAGAUGCUGCUGCUGCAAGUGUUGAGUCACUGGGGCUAUGAUGGUUUUGACCACCAUGUCCGUGAGGUCACUCACUUCUACAAAGAGAAGAAGGACCAGUGUAUACGAGCCGCCGAAAAACACUUGAAAGGUCUUGCUGAAUGGUCAGAGCCCUCUGGUGGCAUGUUCCUGUGGCUAAAGUUAGCGGUACCAGACACGUAUCCGAUGAUCACAGUGAAGGCACGCAGUAGAGAGGUGCUCUUUGUCCCUGGCAACGCAUUCCAACUGGACGACAGAAGGCCCAGUCAGUAUGUGCGGGCGUCUUACUCUACGUGUACAGAAGAGGAUAUGAAUACAGCAUUUAAAAGACUUGCAGGUUUGAUACAGGAGGAGCAACAAUCUGCUAGAUGAAUGUAUUAAGCAACAAAGUACGAUAAGAGAAAAGCAACAUUCAGUAAUAUAUGCAAUUAAAAAUCACCGGCUAUUUUGGCAACACGUUGUACAGUAAGCCAGUACACAUAUUUUCCUGAUAAUGCCAAAAUAAAAACCUCAACUUUUUAAUUCUAUUAAUGUUUUUAGCUCACCUGAGCACAACGUGCUCAUGGUGAGCUAUUGUGAUCGCCUUUUGUCCGUCUUGCGUCGUGCGUCGUCAACAUUUACCUUGUAAACACUCUAGAGGCCACAUUUAUUGUCCAAUCUUCAUGAAACUUACUCAGAACAUGUGUCCCAAUAAUAUCUUGGACGAGUUCGAAAAUGGUUCCGGUUGCUUGAAAAACAUGGCCGCCAGGGAGCGUGGCAGUUUGCUAUAGUAAAACCUUGUUAACACUCUAGAAGUCACAUUUAUUGUCCGAUCUGCAUGAAACUUUGUCAGAACAUGUGUCCCAAUAAUAUCUUGGGCGAGUUCGAAAAUGGUUCCGGUUGGUUGAAAAACAUGGCCGCCAGGGGGCGUGGCAGUUUUCCUUAUAUGGCUAUAGUAAAACCUUGUUAACACUCUAGAAGUCACAUUUUUAGUCCAAUCUUCAUGAAACUUUGUCAGAACAUGUGUGCCAAUAAUAUCUUGGACGAGUACGAAAAUGGUUCCGGUUGGUUGAAAAACAUGGCCGCCAGGGGGCGUGGCAGUUUUCCUUAUAUGGCUAUAGUAAAACCUUGUUAACACUCUAGAAGUCACAUUUUUAGUCCAAUCUUCAUGAAACUUGGUCAAAACACGUGUCCCAAUAAUAUCUUGGACGAGUUCGAAAAUGGUUCCAGUUGAAUGAAAAACAUGGCCGCUUUGGGUGGGGCAGUUUUCCUUAUAUGGCUUUACUGAAUGGUAAAACCUUGUUAACACUCUUGUUUUUAUAUUCAUGUGCUUGGGUUUUUGUAUUAUUUGAUAAUGUUUAGAAUUUUGUACUCAUAUUUAUUACUGUUUAUUAUUUAGAAUUUUAUAAUGUCAUAUGAAAUGCAGUGAAUAAUUACUGUAUUUUCCUUAUCAAAACGUUUUUAAUUGGUUGCUAUGGUAUUAUACCAAGUAGUGGAAUGAUAUUAUGUUUUGUGAUAUUAUAGAGGUGAAAAAAUAAACUUGAAGACGAGGAA
Messenger RNA from Dreissena polymorpha, 2617 nucleotides. Its product is annotated as kynurenine/alpha-aminoadipate aminotransferase, mitochondrial-like. Gene Ontology annotation, molecular function: pyridoxal phosphate binding; L-kynurenine:2-oxoglutarate transaminase activity. The record is from RefSeq and is a predicted model, not a curated record. The coding region runs from base 173 to 1456 and encodes 427 amino acids. The transcript is spliced from 11 exons. Gene Ontology annotation, biological process: biosynthetic process. Lineage: Eukaryota; Metazoa; Mollusca; Bivalvia; Myida; Dreissenidae.